This is a messenger RNA of Hipposideros armiger (great roundleaf bat), 480 nucleotides long. RefSeq names its product glycogen phosphorylase, liver form-like. The annotation marks the transcript as partial. Gene Ontology annotation, molecular function: glycogen phosphorylase activity; pyridoxal phosphate binding. Gene Ontology annotation, biological process: glycogen catabolic process. The record is from RefSeq and is a predicted model, not a curated record. Gene Ontology annotation, cellular component: cytoplasm. The transcript is spliced from 3 exons. NCBI's taxonomy places the organism in Eukaryota, Metazoa, Chordata, Mammalia, Chiroptera, Hipposideridae.
GGCAGUCUUUCCUUCAGAGGAAAGCAGCUGACCGUCCCUUUCCCGCAGGCAUGGGAGAUCACCCAGAAGACCUUCGCAUACACCAACCACACAGUGCUCCCAGAAGCCUUGGAGCGCUGGCCUGUAGAGCUGGUGGAGAAGCUGCUGCCUCGACAUUUGCAAAUCAUUUAUGAGAUAAAUCAGAAGCAUUUAGAUAAAAUUGCGGCUUUGUUUCCUAAGGAUGUCGACCGUCUGAGAAGGAUGUCUCUGAUAGAAGAGGAAGGAGGCAAAAGGAUCAACAUGGCCCAUCUUUGCAUUGUGGGCUCCCAUGCUGUGAAUGGUGUAGCUAAAAUCCACUCAGACAUCGUAAAGACCCAAGUGUUCAAGGACUUCAGUGAGCUAGAACCAGACAAGUUUCAGAACAAAACCAAUGGGAUCACUCCAAGGCGCUGGCUACUACUCUGCAACCCAGGGCUUGCCGAAUUAAUAGCAGAGNUGUGA